AUGCACGCGCGAGCUCCGAUGGCAGCCAGCCAGCAUUUGCAGCUACGCAACAUCAUCAGCUUCGCUCCCGAAAUAGAACAAAGCAACAGAUACGUUAUCGUAGCUCCGGCCUGGGAAAACUCCGUACGUACGCCGCAACAGCGUUUACCCGCACACGGGAAUCUGCUCGAACGUAGCAAUUUGUUAGAAAUACGUUCACGAAAGCUCGAUCCGUGUAUGGCGAGGCGCUCGAAAUGUGAAGCUCCGUUGAUGAACGUAGAAAGAGAAGGCAACUUUAUAACAAACUGGACUAUAUCCGUCGACUUGUUCAACCAGUUGCAGAAAAGGAAAACCGAGCCAGCGCGAGUUAAAACGGCUAUCGAUAAUUUUGAUAAAUGUAUUGUCGAUGUGAGAAAUAAAAUUGAUGACAUGAUAAAUGAAGCCAAAAGUAUUUGCACUGAACCCCAAGGCAACAAAAGGAGACGACGUAAUAAUAGCAGUCACGAUGACCGAGUUGCCCUAUUAGAAGUAUGCGACAAUAUACGAUAUAUUAUACCCACUAUUUGA
Messenger RNA from Acanthoscelides obtectus, 546 nucleotides. The record is from the annotation of a GenBank genome assembly. Lineage: Eukaryota; Metazoa; Arthropoda; Insecta; Coleoptera; Chrysomelidae.